Molecule: messenger RNA, 2643 nt
Organism: Penicillium maclennaniae
Lineage: Eukaryota; Fungi; Ascomycota; Eurotiomycetes; Eurotiales; Aspergillaceae
Product: MINDY family deubiquitinase
Exons: 2
Coding region: 1-2643 (880 amino acids)
Biological process (GO): protein K48-linked deubiquitination
Cellular component (GO): cytosol; cell periphery
Molecular function (GO): cysteine-type deubiquitinase activity; K48-linked deubiquitinase activity; cysteine-type carboxypeptidase activity
Source: RefSeq, a predicted model, not a curated record
AUGGUGCUCCGUAAACCUCCCCCACCACGUCUGGAGAACCUCAAUAAGUGGCGUGCUCGAUCGAAUUCCCAGCCCUCGUCCUCUCCGCCCGUCAACUUCGCGACUCGCGCUCGCCUGAAUCGUGUCCCUUCGCAGGAGUCGGUCUAUUCACCAGACCUCAAUACUUCUCCAGCCUUCGAUCUGAUGCCACUCGAGGAGGCUCAGAGGUCACCCGUGGGCUCCCCAGCCAGUCAACCGCCGGGUUCCUGGUCAGAGAGCUUGGGUGACCGUCCAGCCACCUCGGGCCCAGACCAGACAGGGUCAGAUUCCAGGAGUGCAUGGCCUUCCUCAGCACCCAUGCCCGGCUCACAGGGAGGUGACGAACGUGGCUGGAAGCCAGCCCCCGUGGAAAACAGGACGAUGGCGGGGGAAGUUCCUGUGCAGCUACGGUCGAACAACCCUUUUUUGAAGCCAAGACCGUCCGAAUCGCGGCUUGAAUACGCGGAACCGCAUGGGUGGGACAAUCGCCAUUCACAUGCCACUACGAGCAGCGAUUCUUUGAGUCAAUCCGAAGGAUAUAUCCCAAUGACGGCCCGUUUAUCUUUGCUUGACUCGCCGGGCAAUGAAUUCUCGUGGAACGAAGCAGAGCAUCCCCAUGCUACCCCCCAAAAUCAUUCUGAUGAGAGGCCGCAUGAUGCGACUCCAUGGGAAUCGCAACACUCAAUCAGGAUUUCAGCGCCCCAGGAAAUAUAUCUCCAGGGCGGACAAUCUAAUCCAUACGCACCGGCGGUAGUCGUGCAGCCUUCGGAUCCUCAAGACCUGCACGCAUCACGGACGUCAUCUAAUCAAGGACGUCUAGGGUCAGCUGCUGGCAUACGGACCCCCUCAGCAAUCUCCAGUGGCACCUCGGCCACGUCUCACGAGCUGAUAGAUUUUGAUGGCCCUGAGACUCUCGGGGUUGAGACUGGGUCUCAUCAGGCCGCCUCGUCUAUUGACUCAUCCCGAGCUCAAGCAAUGGAUGAGAAGAUACCCACUGAUACCCAGUAUCCUCAAAAUUCAUCCUCCAUGCUGCUGCCUCCAGAUGGUACGCAUGAACAGACACCAUCAGCAUCAAGCGCCAAUCUUUCUGAUACAGAGGCAGCCAGGCAAAUGGAGCAAAGAUCUGAGACCUACUCGAUCCGGCAAAUCAACUGGAUUGACCGAACAGGGCAAUUGCUUCAAUCGCCCAUUCUAGUUCAAACCCAGAAUGGACCCUGCCCACUUCUAGCUCUUAUCAAUGCCCUCGUGCUUCGUUCGGGUCCCAAGUUGCAAACUCCCAUUAUCAGGGCAUUACGCUCGCGUGAGCAAAUCUCGUUGGGCUUGCUCAUCGAAGCUCUAUUCGAAGAAUUGACCACUUGCCUGGGACCCGACGAGGAGUUCCCGGAUAUUGAGGCACUCACUCGAUUUCUCACCAUGUUACAUACUGGCAUGAAUGUCAAUCCUCGAUUGAUCUUGGUAAAUGGCUUUUCCAUCACAUGGGACACAAGUGUUACCCCGUUGACUAAUGAUCUUGAACAGGAAACAACGGAUUCCCUUGGCACAUUCCAGGAAACUGAUGAUCUCCGGCUCUACAGUACAUUCCGAGUUCCUCUGAUACAUGGAUGGGUCGCAUCGUGGUCGAGCCGAGAACAUACAGCCAUGACCCGGGUUGCCCAGUUCCAUGAGGAUAUCCAACUCUUGCCUUUCCGCAGACAGGAGCUCGAGGACCGAGUAAUGCAAGGUCGCUCACUAUCUCCGGAAGAAGAGCAGACCAUGGCAGAUAUACAGGCUAUUCAGAACUUUGUCGAUGUUGAGAAUGCGACACAACUGAGUCCCUUUGGCUUGACGCAACUCACCACCCGAUUGGCACCCGGGUCAGUCUCCAUCUUCUUCCGCAAUGACCAUUUCUCGACACUCUACAAACACCCACAAUCACACCAACUAUUCACAUUAGUCACUGAUGCUGGCUACGCCAAUCAUGCAGAGGUUGUCUGGGAAUCUUUGGUCGAUGUGACGGGCUUCAACUCUGAGUUUCUCGCGGGUGACUUCCGAGCUGUCAGCCACGGGCCAUCUGAACCAGCAGAUUCGACAGGUCCAGCUGGUCCUCGAACGUCGAGUACUGCUGCAAUAAGCACUUUCGCUUCAGCCGAAACCCCCGAGGAUGAAAUAUCAUCGCAAGAGCAGAGCGAUGCGGACUAUGCCUAUGCCCUUUCCCUGCAAUUUCAGGAAGAGGAACAACGGGAACAGACAGAGGAUCAGUCAGCUAGCCCGACGGGUGAGCGGGGAGAGAGCCAGCAAGGAAACUCACCCCCGCGUGGUAUUCGUCCGUCGGGUCCUGUUCGGUCCAGCCAAACGUCCAGCCCUCGUCUGUCAAAUCCACCCACCCGCACCUCGUCGCGAUUCACAUCGUCGCAUAGUGAACCCGACCCAGAUGAUCCAAAUGCCCCUCCACCACCGUAUGAACCCGCCACCGCGUCCACCACAGGGCCUCGAUACUCCCCACCGGACCCAAGACCUCCGUAUGGCGGUCAUCAAGGAGGUCGGUACGCAGCAAACCGUUACUCGGCUCAACAUCCCCCUGAUCGACCGAUCAAUAGCAACCGUUAUAGCUCAAGUGGGAGGAAUAAAGACUGCAUCAUGAUGUGA